AUACGAAGAAAAAUAAUCCUCGCGAUAAAUAAAAAAGAAAAGAAAACGAGAGCGAGAAAGAGGAAAAGAAGGAGAGGUGCCCAGGUGGUGGGGGGCGUCGUCGGGAGGACGAGGAAGUAGUGGCCUGGGCGUGCCGGCGCGCGGGAGGUCGGGGUGGCGAUGGAGAAGGGCGCGGGCACGCGGCGGCGCCGGCUGGUGGAGAGGGGAUCGGAUCGCCUCGCCUUCAUCACCGGCCAGACGCGCAGCCUAUCCUGCGACCCGAUUCCAGGUUCGCCAAGUUCAUAUGACUCUGCUUCAACUCAUCAAUCUGAACUGCAGCAGACUGAAGGUGACUUUGGUGGUGAGAAGUUCAGCGACAGAACUCAGUUGCAAAAGUCAGUACCUAGAGCUAGUAUUCGCCAAGAAACCAGGGCUAGAACCUUAAGCUAUGACAACCUGGUGCCUGAACUCAAGCGAGCUGAUGCUCCCCAAGAAAUCAAGGCUAAAACCAUAAGUUAUGAAGACGAACUGUUCCACAAAUUUAAGACAGGCAGUGCAAGUGCAGUCCCUGAAAUUCAGCCAGUAAAUGAAACACCAUCGCGUAGGCCUGAUCCGGGAACCCUCAGUAAGAAGACUAACCAUGAUGAAGCACAAAGUGUCCAACCUAGGAGAGAGGUGGAAAUGAAAUCCAGAGCUGCACCUCCAAGUCAGUCGAACCAGGUGGAAAUGAAAUCCAGAGCUGCACCUCCAAGUCAGUCGAACCAAGCAGAUGAUGCAGGUUGGUCUGUGGAAACCCUGAAGGAACUCAUGAAUUUCACACCGCAGGAGAUUACCAAAGCCAUAUCAGCGACGGAGAGUAACCGUUUCUUAGCAUCCAUCGCCAUUGCUUUUCUGGUGGUUCUGUCAAGCUGGGGCCUAGACAUUGGCGGCGUCAUCACCAGAGUACUAGUUGGUACGAGGCCACUUCUAUUUCUCAUCAUCACAAGCAUUACCAUCGUGAUUACACAGUUGUUGGAGAACAAGGACCCCAAUGCGAGGGGCAGACCUGUUGGUCCCAAUCUGGGUUCUGCUGAUAGCUUAGGGCAAAUGCUGGACAUCGGGUUGCUGCUACAGAAAGCCCUAGGUGCUCUGCUGAUUGACUGCAGUGUUUGCGCUGUUAUUAUGAUCUGUUUUCUUGGAUUCUGAGGGAGCCUAGACAGAAAUUUCGCAGAAACCUUUGUAAAUUUUUUAUUCCUUGUGUACCGCACUGAUGUGCCUACCAUGCUUCAAUUUGUAGCACCUCUUUUUGGCUGAGUUCUAAUUUAUGUAAUCCAGUUUUCUGAACAUCUGUAGUUAAUUAGAGGUUACUUGAACCA
Molecule: messenger RNA, 1334 nt
Organism: Panicum hallii
Lineage: Eukaryota; Viridiplantae; Streptophyta; Magnoliopsida; Poales; Poaceae
Exons: 2
Coding region: 160-1164 (334 amino acids)
Source: RefSeq, a predicted model, not a curated record